This is a messenger RNA of Penicillium subrubescens, 918 nucleotides long. Its product is annotated as copper fist DNA-binding domain-containing protein. The record is from RefSeq and is a predicted model, not a curated record. The transcript has 2 exons. Gene Ontology annotation, biological process: intracellular copper ion homeostasis; positive regulation of transcription by RNA polymerase II; intracellular iron ion homeostasis. Gene Ontology annotation, cellular component: nucleus. Bases 1 to 918 code for a protein of 305 amino acids. Gene Ontology annotation, molecular function: copper ion binding; DNA-binding transcription factor activity, RNA polymerase II-specific; RNA polymerase II cis-regulatory region sequence-specific DNA binding. Lineage: Eukaryota; Fungi; Ascomycota; Eurotiomycetes; Eurotiales; Aspergillaceae.
AUGCUCAUCGGCCACCAGAAGUGGGCUUGUGAAGCUUGCAUUCGAGGUCACCGAGUGACUAGUUGCAACCAUCAUGAUCGACCGUUGAUACGCAUCAAGCGCAAGGGCCGCCCCUUCGCAACCUGCUCAAUCUGCAACGCCACGCCCUGCGAGACUCCAACAGAACAUGUGCGACUUAAGCGCGAAGCGGAGCUCGAAUCUCCAUCAUCAAAAAAAUCAACCCACGCCAGACUAUACCCGCGCCAUCACAGCUGCAAGCGCUUCCUCCCCAUCGCGCCUCGACUCUCGGGCAGUAGCGGUACCGCUAAAGAUACGCCCGGCACUUCUUCGUCGGCCCGUGUCUCGCGCUCCGGGUCGACCUCUGCGGCUUCGGUGUCGUCGUUCCAGACCCCCGUUCGCGGUUGGCAAUCUUCUUCGCGCCGCACCAUGGUCCGUGGCAGUGUGGGUAAGUGGCCGGGUUCGGAGGGCUCGGGGAAUGAGCCCUGUGGCAGCAGUUAUGCCCUUCUUUCUACAUCGUCGCCGAUAGCCGGCCUUUCCGUCUCAGCUGGGCCAAGUCGCGCUGGAUCGAGUCAGAGUAUCUCGCACUCGGGGCCAGAUACCGUGAUAUUAGACCCAGCUAUGGGGGGAGAUAUAAUCGACACGAUAUAUUCCCUCAUUCCGUCUUCGUCUGUGACAGGAGCUAGUCUAGUGCAGAAUGCGCCAGUGAUCACCCUGCUAGAGGGUACUAAUCCUUUUGAUUUCCCACUGGAUCUGGGGCAAAGACACGAUAAUGGCACUCUGGAAUAUCUGGAUGAUAUGGAUUUGACCGAAGGGAUCACAGCUGAGGUUUUCCACGUGGAGGGUUGGUCAAAUUAUAUGUGGUCACCAGAGACUGGGUUUGAGCAAGUAAACACAGGCUACCUUGCCGUGUCCCAAUAA